GAAAUCUAAAAUCGAUUUGUUCCGUCUCUACCUCUUUCUCUCUCUUGCUCCGCCGUCUGCAUUAGACCGCCGAAUCAGCCAUGACGAAGAGUAGGAACAAGAAGAAGAGAGACGACGCCGUUUCCAUGGACGUCUCCGAAACUAAGAGCGUCUCUGAAGCUGCCCCUGAAGCCAUGGACACUACGGAGACAGGAGACGCGAAACUAGCUGCUCGUGAUCGUUCUCGUAACUUGACAAACAUGAAGAAAGGAAUACCUAUGAAGAAAACGAGGAGGAAUGCGAGGAAGAUGAAAGCUGUGGCCAAAGCUUUAGCAUUGGAGGAGAAGUGUUCAGAGAAAGGGAAACCUAUGAAGAGAACGAAGAAUGUGAGGAAGAUGAAAGCUGUGGCUAAAGCUAUAGCAUUGAACGAGAAGUAUGAAGAGAAAGCUACAAAGAACGAAGAAAAAACUCUAAGAACUAUUUCGGCCAAGAAAUUGUAUGAAUGAUUUUGGUUUUAAGCUACAAAGGAAAAAGAUAGGAAGAGUUUUGAAAGUUCGGUUGUCUAUUUUUGAUCUUGUUAACGUCUAUGCUUGUCUUAAAAAAGGGGUUUCUGCAAGUUUGUACUUUUUCUUCAGUUAUACAAUUUUAAUGGAUUAAUCAAAUGGUAAAACUGUUUUAUUUU
Eutrema salsugineum is the source of this 661-nucleotide messenger RNA. RefSeq lists its product as uncharacterized. The record is from RefSeq and is a predicted model, not a curated record. NCBI's taxonomy places the organism in Eukaryota, Viridiplantae, Streptophyta, Magnoliopsida, Brassicales, Brassicaceae. Bases 81 to 485 code for a protein of 134 amino acids. The transcript has 3 exons.